Messenger RNA from Cryptococcus deneoformans JEC21, 898 nucleotides. RefSeq lists its product as hypothetical. The transcript is spliced from 2 exons. The record is from RefSeq and is a predicted model, not a curated record. Bases 28 to 645 code for a protein of 205 amino acids. NCBI's taxonomy places the organism in Eukaryota, Fungi, Basidiomycota, Tremellomycetes, Tremellales, Cryptococcaceae.
CAACAAUCCCACAGCAAACAUCAAACAAUGUACGGCAACGUAGGUCUUGCGACCGCUCGAGGAAGUGGUACAAACGGUUAUGUCACCCGUAACACUGCUCAUCUCCGUAUCCGAGAAGGUCCACCCGGCGGCCAGCCAUAUGGUUCCGGCUAUGACGCGCUGCUCGAAUCUGUAUCCAAACCGCCUAUCCACCGUGCACCUGACCAAGGUAUUUUGGAACAUGAACGCAAGCGACGUGUUGAAGUCAAGGUCAUGGAGCUUCGAGAUGAAUUGGAAGAAAAGGGCAUGGAGGAGGACGAUAUCGAAGAGGAAUGCUCUAAAUUGAGGCAAAAGUUGACGGCUCAGCCUGAGCAGCUUGGGGGCCGAGGACUGGAUACACAUUCUCUCGCGGCGGCCAAGGAAAUUGAAAUGAGUAGAUUACAGAGGGCGUUGGGCGUAUCGGUUAAUCACGAAGAAGGUCGGGCUUUCAAGAGAGAGACUGAAGAGGAAAAGGCAGCCAGAUUAGCAAAGAGGGAAGAAAGGGAGAGAGAGAGGAUUGAGGCUGCCAUAACUCGAGAGAGAGAGAAUGAGAAGAGGAAACAAGAGUGGGAGGAGAAGGAGAGGUUGAGAAGAAGAGAAGAGUAUAAGAGGAGAAGGAGAGAUUGAGAAGACGGGAAAGUACCGGAGGUUAGUUCUGUGAACAAACUCUACGUAAUCACCAUUACUGUGCUCUGCAUCCAAUAAAAUUGCAUAUACAGCCUCAAGGAUGUCAGAUUGAGACAGUCGAACCCUUUGGGUCCUGGUAAACGCCCGAGUUGCAGUGUGAACAGAACUGUAAUCGCCAACGACAAAAGAAGGACAAUUUGUAUGUUUUGGGCCUAGCAACAUUUUGCAUUCAAUGUAAGGACUGGACAGAAAG